This is a messenger RNA of Debaryomyces hansenii CBS767, 2886 nucleotides long. RefSeq names its product Zn(II)2Cys6 transcription factor. The record is from RefSeq and is a predicted model, not a curated record. Bases 1 to 2886 code for a protein of 961 amino acids. Gene Ontology annotation, biological process: regulation of DNA-templated transcription. Lineage: Eukaryota; Fungi; Ascomycota; Pichiomycetes; Serinales; Debaryomycetaceae. Gene Ontology annotation, molecular function: DNA-binding transcription factor activity, RNA polymerase II-specific; zinc ion binding. The transcript has a single exon.
AUGAAUGAAGUCUUCCCAAUAUCAUGUAUUUCGUGUCGUCGGAAGAAAAUCAAAUGUAACAAAGUUAGACCUUGUAAUCAGUGUGAGAAGAGACUGAUUUGUUGUAAUUUUCCAAGCACAUUUCGUAAUAUAAAGAUUAAUGAAGAUGAGUUGGAUAAUCUGGCUUGGAGUGGGCAUAGUGGGCAUUCGAGUUCAAAUGUCAGUGUCGAAAAUAGUAACUCAGAAUCCGAUUACAUGAGUAAUCAGCUGGUAAACUCACGUUCGAGGAAAUUACUGACGCUAGUUGAAGAAGUUGAUUAUUUACAGACAGAAAAGAGUUCUAUUUCAGAAGAGCAUAAUAAAUUGAAGAAAAAAUACCAGCUGUUACUCACCCAGUUAAAUAAGUACCGUCGUUCUAGUAAUAGUAAUGAUAAGUCGCAGGAGUCGUUUAAGCUGAAGGAACCUAUUCCUGUAAGCGGAGAAACGUCCGAAUUGGGAGAUAAAUAUUACGGACCACAGUCUUCGAAUUAUAUGAUUGAGAAUCUCGAUAAAGAAGUGAGCAACGAUAAUGAUGAAAAAAAGGAUAUUAAAGAUGAGGGAAUGGGACUUAAGUCCAGAAAACCGAGUUCGAAUGACCUGUUACAAAUAAAUGAAUCAUUUUCUAGCCAAGCCAAUCAAGACUUGAUCAAAAAAUCAUUAUUGAAGAAACCAUUGCCAUAUUUAUUAGGCCUCGACGCUAUUAUUGGACCAAGAAAGCAUUCUAAUACAAAACUUGAAGAAUUAAACUUCAAGAUAAUAUGUAACUUGGUGGAUUUUUUUUUCAGCUAUCAUCCGGUUUAUAAGACAUUUAUCUCUAAGCAACAAAUAGUUGACUUUCUAAACAAUUAUGAUGACAUGAAUGACAAUGAAUGGGAGAAUGAUGAUGAUCUAUUAUUACUUAUAAUGAUUUUAUUGCUACUGAUCCAAAGACUUACCCCUAAAGAGUUCAUUGAUAUUAAUUUAUUGGACAAUGUUGAAUCUCAGACUACUAAAUUUAAACAAGUUAAAGAUCGCUUGACUGAUAUUUUGUACCAUAAGUUUGAAAAGAUAAGACACAACUUAAUCAAUGAAGCUAUCGCUACAAUUCAAUCAUAUAUAUUAUGUACAGAAUGGCACUUUAUUGAACAAAGAUAUGAAGAAAGUUGGUCAAUGAUGUUUCAUACAUGCUCGAUAUCGUAUUCUAUUGGGUUACAUGUGAUGGGUAAGUUUAGUUUAUUAGAUGAACAACCUCUGAAAGAGAAAGCCGAAGACAUAACGCGUUACAAAGUUUGGUUCGCAUUGAAGAAUAUUAGUGGCCAAAUAUGUUCUGUGUUGGGUAGACCAAACCCUAUUUCCAUACACGUCAAUUCGCAGAUAUUAAAUGUCUCUGAUCCUGGUCAUUCUAAACAGGAUUUAACAAAGUGUCAAAUGUUAAUUGCUCUUAAAAUCGGACUAAGCGAAUGUCUUAAGCUUUCAAAUAUGAUGUUGAUUGAAAACUUUAUGACAGAUUUUACUAUUAGAGAUUUAUUAGAAUUGGACACAAAAUUUAAAGAGGAAAUUGACCUUAUGAAAUGGUUUAUAAAUGAUAAGCUAUAUGACAAUGAUAAUUUAGUUGAUGAUCGAAAUAUAGACUCGAUGGAUGAUGAUUCCAAAUAUAUGAAAAAUGAAGAACUAACAUUUAUAGUGGACAAGACAAACUUGUUAGUUGAUUUGAUUACUUUCUACAUAAACAGAGCUAAGUUAUUUCAGCCGUUCAUUGUUGAGUUUGAGGAUCCGAAGGACACUAUUAUGGUUGUUAGAUUGUUACAUGACUCCAUCAACAAGUAUUUGGAUUGCACGAUUUAUUUCAUAAAUUCAUUCUUGAAGCAAUUUGGUCACAAAUAUAAAGACAAUGAAUUUGAACAUUUGAAAAAACCUAAUUUUGGAAAAUUAUUAAGAGUAUAUUUCCCAUUCUUAAAUUCAUUUAUUUAUCAAGGUAUGCUAGUUUUAUUCACAUUUUUGCAUUACAAAUUCAAGGACUUUGUUGAAUAUGAUGAAUCUGCAAAUAGUGAAGAUAUUAAUUAUUCUGAGUUCUUGAACAAAUUAUUUGAAAGUUUGAAUAUUUUGAUGAAACUUGAGUCUAAUUUUGCGAAAAUGGCAAAUUACAAUAAUAAGCUUUGGUCUUCAAAUAUAACUCAUUUGAUUCGUAUGAACCUUGAGCACAUUGGAAAGAUACGCCAUAAACGAAGUAUGAAGAUUGAACACGAUCGCCAGAAAUUUGAGAGUGAUCUAGAUGAAUUGCAAAGUCAAAUCAACUUGGGCCACAAUCCUGAAUCCGACUUUCACGGCUUUAACCUACGUGAUCCGUUCUGGAUAACAAAUCCUGAUAAUUUGCCUUAUCACCUCAGUUCCCCUAGUGAUGAUGAAAACCCACAGAUAUCUAGUUUUAAAGAAAAGGAUUCCAGAAAUGGUGGUCCUGACUCCAAUGAAUCGGCUUUAUCAAACAAUCCUGAACAGCCAAAACAUCCUCAGCCACUAUAUGCUUCACAAGUAGCUCCUAAUAUGCUUGUUGAUGACUUCAACUUGCCGGCAGACGCACCUUUUAACGACAUUUGGAGUAACGACUCUUCGUACCCAUCCAAAUCAACUUCAACUCUGUCUCAACCUCCCCAACUGAAUGUAUCUUCGGUACAGCAGCAGCCCCCCACUAUGUCUGAUUCCUAUCAUUUCCUUGAUAUGCGACAGCAGUCCUUAAACUUUUCGCAUCUGCCAAACUUAUCAGGUAAUUCUGGUCAAACAUUGAACGAUACCAUUUAUCCCACACAACUGCAAAGCUUUUCUAACGAUGAUUCCCAAGAGAAGAAAUUAGGUAUUGAUGAAAGUGAAGAAUUUAAUCCGGACGCAUUCUAA